UACUAACCACACUUCGUCCGGAUGAUGACGCUUUUUCAGAGCGCCGACACACAUUUCGCAAACUAAGGAAUGGCAGCGCCAGAGCAGAAGACGCAGGAGGAUUGCUCUUUGCUUCCACUGGUCCAUGAUAUCAUAAAAUGCAUGGACAAGGACAGCCAGGAUGUUCACCAGGAGCUGAACAAACUGAAGACCAAGAUCCAGGAGGCGAGAGAGCAAAUCAGUACAAUGCCGGGCAUCAGCAUGAGCCCCGAGCAACAGCAGCAGCAGCUGCAGAAUGUGAGAGAGCAGGUCCGCACUAAAAACAAGCUGCUUCAGAAAUACAGGAGCCUCUGCAUGUUCGAUAUCCCUAAAGCAUAGGCUGGGAUCUGUAAUAAGAACUGAGCGUGAGAGAGCUGGCUUUCUUAUAACAAACAGGACAUGUGUUUUGAAAAAAAGAAAGCUGAAGCCAUAAUUCUUUUCAAAACUGCAGACCUAAAACUUUAAAUACAUGCAUUGUCAGCAGAGUCUAGAAAUCUUUAUAGCACUGCAUUAAUUAUCCAGACUGCUGCGACAGUCUGGUAAAGAUCAGUGGACAUGGCAGACCUGAGCAGUGAACUGAUUUCAGCACUGGAGAUACAGAAUUGUGCCAUUUAAAAGUUUGUACAUUUCCAGCCAGUUUGGCUGAUUAAUCUGUUACUGUAUUAAAGGUUAAACAGUGACCCAGUGCUCAUUGUCAUGUGUUCCUAUACAGCUUCAUAAACUCAUUUAUUUUAA
Molecule: messenger RNA, 753 nt
Organism: Acipenser ruthenus (sterlet)
Lineage: Eukaryota; Metazoa; Chordata; Actinopteri; Acipenseriformes; Acipenseridae
Gene: med9
Product: mediator complex subunit 9
Exons: 2
Coding region: 70-357 (95 amino acids)
Biological process (GO): regulation of transcription by RNA polymerase II
Cellular component (GO): mediator complex
Molecular function (GO): transcription coregulator activity
Source: RefSeq, a predicted model, not a curated record